Lottia gigantea (owl limpet) is the source of this 1449-nucleotide messenger RNA. RefSeq lists its product as hypothetical. Lineage: Eukaryota; Metazoa; Mollusca; Gastropoda; Lottiidae. The record is from RefSeq and is a predicted model, not a curated record. The annotation marks the transcript as partial. The transcript has 2 exons.
GUACUUGUUUACAGCAACAUAGUCUGUCCAUUUAACACACAUGUACUUGUUUACAGCAACAUAGUCUGUCCAUUUAACACACAUGUACUUGAUUACAGCAACAUGGUCUGUCUAUUCAAUACACAUGUACUUGAUUACAGCAACAUAGUCUUCUGCCCAUUUAAUACACAUGUACUUGAUUACAGCAACAUAAUCUGUCUAUUUAACACACAUGUACUUGAUUACAGCAACAUAAUCUGUCUAUUUAACACACAUGUACUUGAUUACAGCAACAUAGUCUGUCCAUUUAAUACACAUGUACUUGAUUACAGCAACACAGUCAGUCUAUUUUAUACACAUGUACUUGAUUACAGCAACAUAGUCUGUCUAUUUAACACACAUGUACUUGAUUACAGCAACAUAGUCUGUCCAUUUAAUACACAUGUACUUGAUUACAGCAACAUAAUCUGUCUAUUUAACACACAUGUACUUGAUUACAGCAACAUAAUCUGUCUAUUUAACACACAUGUACUUGAUUACAGCAACAUAGUCUGUCCAUUUAAUACACAUGUACUUGAUUACAGCAACAUAGUCUGUCCAUUUAAUACACAUAUACUUGAUUACAACAACAUAAUCUGUCUAUUUAACACACAUGUACUUGAUUACAGCAACAUAGUCUGUCUAUUUAACACACAUGUACUUGAUUACAGCAACAUAGUCUGUCCAUUUAAUACACAUGUACUUGAUUACAGCAACAUAAUCUGUCUAUUUAACACACAUGUACUUGAUUACAGCAACAUAGUCUGUCUAUUUAACACACAUGUACUUGAUUACAGCAACAUAGUCUGUCCAUUUAAUACACAUGUACUUGAUUACAGCAACAUAAUCUGUCUAUUUAACACACAUGUACUUGAUUACAGCAACAUAGUCUGUCCAUUUAAUACACAUGUACUUGAUUACAGCAACAUAAUCUGUCUAUUUAAUACACAUGUACUUGAUUACAGCAACACAGUCAGUCUAUUUAAUACACAUGUACUUGAUUACAGCAACAUAAUCUGUCUAUUUAACACACAUGUACUUGAUUACAGCAACAUAGUCUGUCCAUUUAAUACACAUGUACUUGAUUACACCAACAUAAUCUGUCUAUUUAACACACAUGUACUUGAUUACACCAACAUAAUCUGUCUAUUUAACACACAUGUACUUGAUUACAGCAACAUAGUCUGUCCAUUUAAUACACAUGUACUUGAUUACAGCAACAGGGUCUGUCCAUUUAAUACACAUGUAUUUGAUUACAGCAAAAUAGCCUGUCUAUUUAACACACAUGUACUUGAUUACAGCAACAUAGUUUGUCUAUUUAAUACACAUUUACUUGUGUAUUUAUUAAACAGGUUUUCCACCAAGAUAUUGUGUAUUUUUGUGUUUUUUUCUCAUUCCUUCAUUAUAUUGUACCCAUGGACUGAAUGUUAG